This is a messenger RNA of Anoplopoma fimbria (sablefish), 2363 nucleotides long. It is a transcript of the gene chkb, whose product is annotated as choline kinase beta. The record is from RefSeq and is a predicted model, not a curated record. The transcript is spliced from 11 exons. Gene Ontology annotation, biological process: CDP-choline pathway; phosphatidylethanolamine biosynthetic process. Lineage: Eukaryota; Metazoa; Chordata; Actinopteri; Perciformes; Anoplopomatidae. Bases 49 to 1497 code for a protein of 482 amino acids. Gene Ontology annotation, cellular component: cytoplasm. Gene Ontology annotation, molecular function: ethanolamine kinase activity; choline kinase activity.
AGUGAGUCCAAUUCAGUUCUCUCCGCCGUGCGUCGUAAACCUCCCCUCAUGAGGCUCAGAUCAUCCCGCUAUGCUUUGCUCUUCCAGCUAAGUAGCCUAACCAGUGAACUGCGGUCGUCAGCCAGUCCCUCAUACCGACUCAGAGCCACGUUUCACACCGGUCUUCCUUUACUUUUCGCCCGGAAACUCACGAUGCAGUCGAGUCGUCAUGUGGCGUUAACCAGCAGCAGCAGAGCGGAGGAGCAAGGGCCGGGGCUUCUCAGAGACGUGCCCGCCGUCACCACAGACAUAGCGGGUCCUCCCACGGAGAGGAUACGAGUGGCAGGCAUGCUCCUCCUCAACGAGAGAAACUCAAGGACCCCGAGUCCUCUGUUAGCGGGGAACUGUGACGACGACUCGGAGGCAGAGGCGUUCAAAGAUGGGAGAACCGAGGAGGUCGACCGGGACACCAGGGGCAGGGCGUUCACCUGGUGCCGGGACUUUCUGUCAGGGUCUUGGAAGACCGUCAAAGAGGGGGAUUUUCAAAUCAGCAUCGUCAGUGGUGGACUGAGUAAUCUGCUUUAUCUGUGUUGUUUGCCGGACCAUGUACAAACUAUGGGAGAGGAACCUCGCCAAGUGCUCCUCAGAGUCUAUGGUGCCAUCUUACAGGGAGUGGACUCACUGGUGUUGGAGAGCGUGAUGUUUGCAAUCCUGGCGGAACGAACUCUUGGACCAAAACUUUACGGCAUCUUCCCUGAAGGACGCUUAGAACAAUUCCUUCCGAAUACUCGCAUGCGCACGGUUCAACUGUCAAAUCCAGCCAUAUCAACUGAGAUUGCCACUAAAUUGGCACAUUUCCAUAAAAUGAGCAUGCCCUUCAUCAAAGAGCCCAAGUGGCUCUUUGGGACCAUUAACAAAUACUUGGAUCAAGUGAUGUCGCUUCAUUUUGUGCGUGAAGCACAUGUGAAGAAGUACAAGAAGCUGAUGAAGUUGGACCUACCUGCUGAGCUGGAUAGCCUCCGUGCGUUGUUGGGAGCGACUCCAUCGCCAGUGGUGUUCUGCCACAAUGACGUCCAGGAAGGGAACAUUCUGAUGCUGGAUGGCACGGACCACAACUCAACAGAUAAACUCAUGCUGAUUGACUUUGAGUACAGCAGUUACAAUUACAGGGGUUUUGACUUUGGGAACCAUUUCUGUGAGUGGAUGUAUGACUACACCUAUAACCAGUGGCCCUUCUACAAAGCCACACCAGAGAACUUUCCAACCAGAGAGCAGCAGCUUCAUUUUAUCAGAGGUUAUUUGGCAGAGCAGAGAAGACACUCUGACAUCACCAUGGACCAGACACAGAUCGAAGAGGACAUGAUAAUUGAAGCUAACAGGUACGCAUUAGCAUCACAUUUCCUCUGGGGGCUGUGGUCCGUCAUUCAAGCAAAGAUAUCUAAGAUUGAGUUUGGAUAUAUGGACUACGCCCUGUGUCGGUUUGAUGCCUACUCCAAGCAAAAAAAGCUCUUCUCCUGAUUUCCACCAUGUUAAUCAGAAUGUAAUGUCUAUUUUUUCAACUGUGUUAUGUUAUCGAAACUCCAGUAUCAUGCAGUUCUGCUUAUAACAAGCAAUGUUGGAUGAAUGUUGCAAUUUCCUCGCUGCGGGACUAAUGAAGGAUUAUCUUAUCUUAUUGUCUCUUAUGAAAGAUAGACAUUUAGAUUUGAACACAAUGCAAGCAAUCCCUUUUAUUGAAGCACUUUUCCCCAUAGUGGGAAAUUUUGUUCGGGCAGGUAUAGCUCUAUCGCAAUUAAUGUUGUUGUUACUCAUUUAAGAGGCUCAUGUCUUUGAAUUCAUGUCUUUACACUUAAGACUGUGAAUCGUACUGUUCUAGUCAUUUUGGUUUACUAAGCCAAUCAUAUUCCGCGUGGUAGGUUUUUGUGUAUCUCAUUGCUUUGGUGUUUCUAGUCAUUCUACCUCACAUCUUUCAUCUGUUGCUCAUUCUGCUUUAGUGUUUUUCUUUUAUAGUCCAGUCAAGUUAAGUUAAAUGCUUACCCACAUUUAGCAAAUUAUUGCACAAGGGCUAAUUAAUACAGUAUCACCAAAGUAAACAAUACUGUAUAAGGCAGUUAAGUCACAAUUAUUGGAUCUAUUAACUGCACCUUUUUUUUCCGUCCAUAUUUAAUUCAGCUUGUAUUUUUAUUUUAGUCUUUUGUCAUUUGUCAUUCUUAAUGAUUCUUAAUAACUAAAAUGCAAGUAACCAUGUCAACCUGUAACUGUUUUGUUUUCAAGCAACAUUGGUUCAGUACCGUUUUAUUCUGUUAAAACUUCUCUGUAUUAUUUCUGUCAAUUAGCACUAAAGUCCUAUCAUUUAAAAGCUAAUAAACAUAUGUGCUUGGAACCUG